Messenger RNA from Physella acuta, 4481 nucleotides. RefSeq lists its product as uncharacterized. NCBI's taxonomy places the organism in Eukaryota, Metazoa, Mollusca, Gastropoda, Physidae. The record is from RefSeq and is a predicted model, not a curated record. Gene Ontology annotation, molecular function: chitin binding. Gene Ontology annotation, cellular component: extracellular region.
GUGAGUGAAGCUUUUGUCGUGUCGAUAUCAGAAGACCAUUUAUAAAGUUAGAAGUGUUACACAGUCCCGAGAAACAAUGAAGAAUCGUGAAACGGAGUAGCUUAUAUUAAUCUAGUUUAAAUUAUAUUUAAACCCGGUCGAUCUUGUAACGAUUUCUGAAUUCACUUUUUAAGCUGUUUAAGUCAUCCACGGAGAGGUAUGGAUAACCGUUUUAAAAUGUUUGAAUUACGAGCUACAUGGACAUUAAUUUUCAUAAUAUUUGUGGCCCAGGCGUUCGCCCAAGAGAAAAGAUGUGACGUGCCGGCAGACGUAGUGUUCCUGAUGGACGCGUCAGAUAGCAUCAAAGACACGGAGUGGGAGCAGGAGAAGAACUUCGUCAGCGUCUUGAUAGACAACCUGCACGUCGAGCGGUACGCCAUCCAUGUCGGUGUUAUUGUCUACAGCACGGAUAUUGGCAUGGUGAUUGACCUUCAACCUUUCAAAACAAAAGCUCAGCUGAAGGGUCUUCUACAACAAGCAGAGCAAAUCAACCAAGGUACCGACACAGCAAAAGCCAUCUCCAAGCUGAUAGAAAUGUCAGACAGCCAGGGUAGGAUUGAAGGCGACGCCAAACAAAUCGCUGUCAUCAUCACAGACGGCAGAUCUACUGAUGUUUCGGCCACUAUAAGAGAAGCGAUACGGGCGAGGACGCAGUACAACAUCGAGAUGAUCGCCCUGGGUGUGGGGAAUGAAACCUUCCAGGAAGAGCUGGAGGCUAUCGCUGGUAUAGACAACAGGAACCGGUUGUUCAGGGUCCAGAACUUUGGUCAGCUGCACAAUGUGGUCACACAGCUAGAGGACCUCAUCUGUGAAAUUAUCCCGACAACGACCACCAGCGAGCCCACAACGCCAACAACCACCACAACCCUAGAACCGACAACCAGUCCCUACAUACCACCGUUCCCUUGUUCCAAGCCUGCUGACGUCAUAUUCCUGAUCGAUGGGUCCUACAGCAUUACCGCCCCUGACUGGAUCAAAGGGAAGCAAUUCGUGUCCUAUCUCAUCAACAGCAUCGACAUUGGGGCAGACUCCAUCCACGUGGGCAUCGUGGUCUACGGCUCCGACAUCGGUGACGUAGUUCCGCUCACGCCGUUCAGAAGCAAGGCAGACCUUAAGAGGGCGGCGUCAGACCUGAUCCAGCCCCCCGUGGGGCGGACCAACACCGCCCUGGGGCUGAAGACCGUCAGAGAGAUGCUGGCCACACAGGCCCGGCCCCGGGUCCCACACAUCAUCAUCGUCAUCACGGACGGCAUGAGUUCAAAUCCUUCUGAGACGAGGGACCAGGCAACGAUGGCGAAAUUAGGGGGUAUAACAAUAUUUGUGGUGGGGGUGGGGAACCGCGUCUUGAGACAGGAAGUCGAGGACAUGGCCACAUCCCCCCAGACUUUGUUUGACGCCCCAGACUUCAAGUACCUGGUGGGGAUGGUAGAGCUGCUCAGGGACAACAUUUGUUCAGCUAUCCUGGAUAACACGACGCUGACCACAUCAGCCACACCAGACACAACCACACCUGGGAUAACCACACGAUCUCCCGUACCAGCCCUGUGUCAGCAGUGUCUAGUGGAGGGUGGGGUGGGGUUCAACCCUCUCCCCACCGACUGCGAGAAGUACGUGCUGUGUCUGCCAACGACCUUCACCUACGAGCCCCAGAUCAAGUCCUGCCCGUUUGGUCUGUUCUGGAGCAACGAGGCGGUCUCGUGUCUUGAUGCGCGCUAUGUCAACUGUUCCUAUGACAGGUGCGCCUCAGAUUCGAACCUCCAAUCCUACCCAUCGUCCUCCGAACUGGCUACCUGUCGCUCCUACUUCACCUGCACCAACGGCAAGUCGAACCCCCAGUGCUGUGAGAAGGGGUACAAGUACGUGGAGGGGACAGGGUGUGUCGGUGACCCGGCGUGUCAGGAGAAGUGUCCGCUGGAGGUCACCAUCUUCAAUCUAGGUGCCUGCAGGUACAGACCUGACCGCGACAGUUACUACAGCUACCUGGAGGUCAUCCCGGGUCAAGGUCACGUCAAGAGGUUCUGCUCACCAGGCCAGAUGUACAGCACCAGGUUGUGUGCGUGCACGUUUGAUGCUGGGCAGGUGGUGCCCACUCUAGCCUGUACGCCGAACGUCAAACUAAACUUCGACACCAACUUUGAAGACACCUCAGGCAACCAUCAACAUGUCGACAUCCACAACGUGUCCCUGACUACUUCCGGCACCGCCCACUUCAGCGGGGACAGUCACCUGACCAUGCCAGCAACAGCCAAUCAAAACCUCAGGGACCAGCUGGUCAUUCACGUCAGGUUCAGAGUCAAGAGGAACACGACAAAUGACCAGGUUUUAACCAACAAUGAUUGGGGAUUUCAACAUUGGCUCAAAAACACAAGCAACGGACAAAAUAUUGUGACCGGCCAAAAAGAAGUGAUCAUAAAGGAUACAGUAAAUAGGCCAGGUGCUGCCCUGAAGCCGCUGGAAAUUUUAACGUUCCUCAAAAACGGCACAAUCGUUCGCGACCCACGCUAUGACGUCAACAUGACGUGGACCAGCCCGGGCCAACAACACAACAACGUUGUUCACAUCGGGAAGAUCGGUAAAGCUGCCACCCCUACAAUACAAAAUGGAAUCGUCUACAUCCCGAAUGGCAAAGACAAGAUAUUAAUCAACGAAGGGGUGGACGACAACAAUAAUUUAAAAUGGCGGAUUGUUUCUGUGCAUCCUGACGGGAAAACUGGGAAAAUUGUUGAAGUUGGCCGCGGGGAUGUCCCACAAGAUAUACAGCAAAAACAUGGGUUUGAUCUUUUACCACCUACGCUAGAGAGGUGGUUUAUUUUGGCUCCUGGUGGGAUUGUGCUACAGAAAGGUGAAGGACCCAUCCCUGAUGACGUCAUGAACCGUUAUGCCGGCUUCACACCUGGGACGUUGGUGAAAGUGUACGAGAGGGGGGAUACGGUAGACAGAUGGCAAAUCUCCAAGCCCGAUGGCUCAGAGUUACAAGAAGGGCCGGGGCAGAUCCCCCAGGCUUUGUUGGACGAGUUUCUGCUGGGUCCGGCCUUGACCCCUGGCCAGGUCACAUCCACCUGGUCAGUGCUGGCACCAAACGGUCACGUGUUGGAGAGCGGACAAGGGAGAACACCGAUGCUGACCCUACAGAAAUACUCCGCCAACCCAGCCAAUCUCUUGCUAAGGUCAACCAGCCGUGACGGGGGCUCCCCCCACUGGGAGGUGACCAGGGUCAACGGUCAGAAGGUUCUGGAAGGACGGGGGGCUCUACCUGACGGCGUCACGCAGUUCGCUAAAGGCGAGAUCCCGCUACCUCAGACCUCACACGUCAACGGCUGGAAGGUCAAGCUGCCCAGUGGAGAGGUCAAGUCUGGAACCGGUCCAAUACCCCAGGAGAUCCUUGACCUCUUCCAGGAAGUCUAUUCGCCAGCUGCCAAGAUCGCGACUGGCGGAAGUGACGUCAUCAACCGAUGGAAGGUCACCUUACCGGACGGGUCAGUCCGAAGUGGCGUGGGGGAGAUGCCGGCAGACGUGAGUGCCGCCAUCAGGAGCCAGGGUGCCGGCACCGGCACCGUCUGGAGUGCCACUCUGCCGGACGGGACCGUGAGGACCGGCACAGGGGCCGUGCCGUCUGACCUGAUGACCUCAGCGCAGGGUCAAGGACAAGGACAGAAAUCUAAAAAUAGCUCAACAUUAGGGAAAAAAUGGACGCUGACGAUGCCAGAUGGUACCGUGCGAACAGGCACUGGAGAUGUUCCGGCUGACCUUCAGAUGACCUUGCAGCAGAACGGAAGUAACCAACAGUGGGAGAUAACUCUCCCUGACGGUAGUGUCAAAAGAGGGACAGGUCAAAUACCGGGUCAUCUUAAGAAAUAUUUAGGCGGCACCAGGAGCAGACGAGCCGCCAGGGUCAGCUCUAAACAAAGCAUGGACAUCCUGUCCAACUGUGGCGCCAAUUCUGCGUCCCCGCCCUCUGUCCAUCUAUCCACUUCCGGUGAUGACGUCACCAUGACCCUGAAGACAGAUCUGUCGUCUGCUGGCUCGUCCGUUACCUUACCGGUGCAUGACGGGAUGAAUGACGUCAGAUUGACGUAUGACGGCACGCACCUAACAGGUGUGGUCAACGGCUAUGCCAGGAAGGUGCCAUUAAAAGGCAAUCUUGUCAACAACUUUUCCCCCAUUGUGAUUGGUCAAUGUCCAGGAAGAAAUGAAAAUAGUUUUAUUGGUGAAAUUGAUUUGGUUGAGAUCUACAGCUGCCUUCCUUGAUAAUUUUGUCAGAAUAAUUUAACUGUAUAAAAAAAUUCACAUCUGUAACUGUAACAGCUACCACAGAACAGAGAAAUCCUGAAGUUUAUAACCCCACACAAUUAAAAACAACACUAGAAAAUGUUGUAUUUUUUUAAGAUUGCCAAACCUAAUUCACAUAAAUUAAAGAUCUUUAACAAUAAAACACUGGGAUU